Molecule: messenger RNA, 2685 nt
Organism: Porites evermanni
Lineage: Eukaryota; Metazoa; Cnidaria; Anthozoa; Scleractinia; Poritidae
Source: the annotation of a GenBank genome assembly
AUGAAGACUCUGGGGUUCUCAAUACUUCUUGUCCACAUUUAUUCCGCCACCUCAUCUCAGGUAUGUGGAGACAUUACUUUCCUAAGUUUCCCAAUUUCGGAUUUUUUAGAACAAUUUUAGCCGUUUAUCACCAUAUUCCAUCUCGAUACUGAGGCUGUCUUACCUGUUCUUUUUGGAAAUUAGACCUUUCCAAAGAAAUGAGGACUCGGGUGGACAAUUUCAUACAAAUCACUGUAUUUGUCUACCCAAGCCUUGAGUUGGUGCCUUUGUUUACGGGAAUGCAGGAAAGGUUUAUACGUUACUGGAAAGUGGUCAUAGCCACCCUAGAAACCUAUAAAAUUUGUGUCCCAAAUAAUCUUAUCAACAAACAUACUGUCCAAAGGGGGGCAAAACAAUUUCAGGUACGAAAACCUCAAAUCAAACAAACCUUGGCUGCACAAGAUAUAUGAAUUUCUGCUUGCCAAAAGUUGAAUCCAUUUUCAACACCCAAGAAACCAGAAUAAUUUUUAGCCCAGUUGAAGAAUUGCGACGAGAUUUUUCGCCAAAUGAACUGAAAAAUUUAAACCUUUUUAGGAAGCGGGAAAAGGUUAGCAUCCCACGCAGGCGUUUCAGGAGAGCCCGUUUUUUAAUCUCUCCCUUGGGGAGGGAUGAAAAACGAGCUCCCCUAAAAACGCCUGCGUGGGAGGCUCUAGCCUUUAGGAUCAGUCGUUUUUAAAGGGAAACGGACGAGAAAAAAAAAAAAAAAGGACAAUUCGAAUCACGUCUCUCCUUACUCCAAUGGAAGGCUUGCUACUCAUCCAAUGAUCCUCAGCUUUGAUCUUUUGCGUUUCAAAUGCACCCUGCUGUGUCGAAUUCAAGUUCCAGCUGCCCAUCUCGAACUCACCCUUCAGUUAAUAAACAUCCUUUGUUUAUUUAUUUAUCUAUCUAUCAAUUCAUAAUUUUUUGUAGCACAUCUUGCAAAUUGAAGAGAAGGGAACAAAAUUUGCACAAGGAAUCGAAAUUGAUGAAAAGGAAAAGGUUGCAGUUUUCCGAGUUCCUGCUCACAAUGGCAUCAUCGGCGCUGAUUUCUACAAUGAUUUUAAGAUGGUAAGUGCGUGAACUUUUGCAACGACAUUUAGCUCCACUGGUUGAUUAAUCUAGGGAUUUUUAAAACUCGUGUCGAGUAGCUGCACAGACCACCUGUCCCAUACAAAUAUUGUGCGAAGCCGAACUCAAAAGAUAAGUUUUUGAACUUCGUUCUUUAUUUGUUCCCAUGCGAACUUUUCUGAGAAUAAACAAAACCAAAGAAAAACUUGAAAGCUUCGACAAGAGGACUAGCUAUCGUUUUUCGAGCCGCCCCUUAAAAUUUACUAGCGAAAGCAAAGUUUGCCUUUCAUUUAUACACUGGGGCGGUCUUCUUGAGGAUCCUUGACGGUUAUUCAAAUAGAAAACAUUUAAGUGAAUUAAGCUUCAAGCUAGGCAAGUGGUGUUUGCGCUCGUUUUUCUGUGCAAAGCGAAAAAGGAAUUUACAAUAAUGUUCAAGUCAGUUCUUUCAUAAAAUUGCUUGAACUUCUGGCCUUAAGCUAAAGGAAGGCAGCAGAAAUUUGCUUUUUAACUGAACUAUUUAUUGUGCAUAGAAGCAUGAAGCUUAUCGAUCUGAGAGAGCCCCCAACUCCACGCCUUGCUUUCAGGAGAACCGUGGUCGUCUGUUAGGAUCUGAAUGCAGUCAUGUCCUUAUGAAACCCUUGUGCUUUAACAAUUUUAUUCUGAUUUCACUUUUUUUUAGCGUGUAACCGUUACCAGGAUUCUGUCUCGAAAAGUCUGUUACAUUUCUGAAAUGGACUCGACGCUGUCCGCACCAGGAAAACUGAAAGCGGAUCUUGCACGGGUAGGCAAUUAAAAAAUACCUAGUCUCAGGCGAGCACUAUCAUUUUUAUUACAGACAGAAUCCAAAAACAACAACAUUUAUUUUAUCCGGCCCCUUUUAAUCUUUUACUUUUUCGCGUUGUAUCUUACAGGCAACCUCUACAGCAGGGAGCCUAAUUUGUAGUUAAGAGUCAAAAAAAAAAAAAAAAAAAAAACGAACCACCCGGGUGGCUUGGGGACUUUUAAGGUUUCAUUGGUUUUUUUGUUGUAUACCGGCCCACCGCACCGAAACCCAGGAGGAUAAGGUUUCUGUUGUUGUGAAAACUUUACUAGAGACUAUUACCGGCCAAGACGCGAACACUGNACUGAAAGCGGAUCUUGCACGGGUAGGCAAUUAAAAAAUACCUAGUCUCAGGCGAGCACUAUCAUUUUUAUUACAGACAGAAUCCAAAAACAACAACAUUUAUUUUAUCCGGCCCCUUUUAAUCUUUUACUUUUUCGCGUUGUAUCUGACAGGCAACCUCUACAGCAGGGAGCCUAAUUUGUAGUUAAGAGUCAAAAAAAAAAAAAGAAAAUAACUGAUCAUCCGGGUUGACUUGGAGCCUUUUAAGCUUCAAUAGUUUGUGUUGUAUCUCACAGGCCACUCCUACGGUAUCCAAGCCGAAAAAGCUUCCUGUAGUGGAAAAAUCUUACGUGGUGAUGAUUACUGGCAAAGCCAACAGAACUCUGCUAACGACGGAGAUUUUGGAUUUCUGUGGAGUCUUGCCCAUUUACAACACAAAACGGUAUCCGGACACGAGUGCUACGAAUGGAGUUGCCGGUAAUGAAGGAAAUAGUUAA